AUGAAAACAAGCGAUAAGGAAUCAAAGGAAGAGAAAAAAGAAAGAAAAGAAAAGAAAAGACAAGAUAAAAAAGAAGCAUUACAAUUAAAGAAAAAAGAAAAGAAAGAAAAAAAAGAUUUAAAAAAAAAUAAAGGUAGAGCAGGUUCAAUAGACUCGAGCACACUUAGUGGCCGUGAAGAAUUGGAUGAUGAUGAUGAUUUAACUUCAAGUACUAACAGCAAUGCAAACGAACAAAACAUACCAACUGAAAAUUUAAGAACUUUUAAUGCUGGUGAAAAAAAAGGUAUCUACUCUAUAGAUCAAUCAUCACAACAAGACCAACAACAAAAAACAUUAAUUUCACAAAGCGAAAUUUUCAGUAGUGAAUCUUUCUUAAUUGCGGUCUCUGAUACCGAUCAUUUAGGACCAGCUAUCAAAUCAGUCUUUGAAAAUAAUAAAGAAAAAGAAAUUAUCACCACUUUAAACAACUAUAUAGCUCAAAAAGAUUUAGAUAUAGAAAAGAUUUGUGGUGAGAAUCACGAAGGCUUCAUCAAUUCAGUAACAGCAUUUCUUGGUCUAAAAGGUGAUAAUUUAGAUUUAAAGCAAGACGUAAUCAACUUAAACUAUGAACUACAAGAAAUUGGUAACAAAUAUGUAAACAAGGCAGAAGAACUAUUUGCAUUCAAACAAAUCAAAGAUAACAUUAAAAAGACUAAAGAAAUUUUAAACAAUUGUCAAUAUGUAAUUUUAUUGGGUAUGAAGAUUGACGAAUAUGUAGCAAACAAGAAAUACUUUCAAGCAAUUAAAAAUAUGGAUCAAUUACACAAUGUUUAUUUAAAAAGACUAUCAGAUUUUCAAUUUGCACGUAAUAUGGACUACAACAUACCCAUAAUGAAAGAAAAAAUCAAGAGAUUGGUUAGAGACGACUUUAACGAAUGGAUGGUUGAUAUUAAAGAAAAAUCAUCAACUAUUGGUAAACUUGGUAUGAUUCAAACUUCAAAAAAACUAAUGAAAGAACGUGAGAUUAAUCCAUUAAAGAUUAAAACAACUUUUGGAGAAAAUGAACAAAUUUGGGAUAGUAUUUUAAAUAUAACCAAUAAAAACCAAAAUCCAAUUGGCUCAUUAUCUUUAAAUGAUACACAACAACAAUCAUCACCAUUUUCAAAAUCAAUAAACGAAAACGAUCUCAAAAACGAUAUCAAUCAAUUUUCGCCAUUUGACGAAGCAAAUAUUGAUUUUCACCCACUUUAUCAAUGCCUUUUUAUUUACUCUAGCUUGGGUAUGAUCGAAGAGUUUCAAACAUAUUAUACUGAAAACAGAUCAAAACAAUUUAGCAAUGUUAUCAAACCAAAAGACAGUGGCCAAGUUUGGGAAACUUAUUUACAACAAAUUUUAGGUUAUUUUAUGAUUGAAUCAAAAGUAAUAGAAAGCACACAACCAUUUUUAUCGAAAACCACAAUUAAUGAGAAUUGGAAUUCAGCACUAGUUAAGGUUACAUCAGUAUUACAAGAACUUUUUACAGAUUGUCAUGAUACUCUACCACUAAUUGCAUUCAAGAAAUUUGUUUUAAUUUUUACAAAUACAAUGUCAUUUUAUUCAUACCACGUUCAACCACUUUAUUACUUUUUAGAUACAAUGAAAGAAAAGUAUUGUCAUUAUUCAAUUAUCGAAGCUGUAAAUAGAUUUACCCAAAUUUUAGAAAAUGAAUCACAUGCAUCAUUAAUCGUCGAAAGUCUUGAAGAAUAUAAAUCAUUAAUUUUAGCAAAUAAAUUAGAUAUUUUAGAAUUACAACAACAGUUACAAUUAAAAUUACAACAACAAGAAGAAUCUAAUAAUAAUAAUGUUAAUAAUAAUAACAAUAAUAAUAUGACCAAUAGUAAUAGUAAUGAUAACAUUAAUUCAUUUGAUACUGAAGAAGAAAGAGAUGAAAAAAUUAUAAAACAAUUACCAAAAUCAUUUUUAUUUUCAAAAAUGGUUCCACAGUUUUAUGCUCUAAUUAAAAAGUUUAUUUCAGAAUUUUAUGAAUUUGCAGAUCAAUUAACAGAAAAUGAAAACUUUAUUAUUAGAUCAACUGAUAUUUUAAUUAAGAAAAUUAAUGAAGUUUUAUAUUCAUUUAUAACACAAAGUCAAGCUGUACCACAAGUAAUUCAAUUAGUAAUCAAUUUACAACAUUUACUAUCUGCCUGUUCAUUCUUUAAAGAUUAUUUGAAUUCUUUAAUUUUAGGUGAAGACUAUCAAAAGAACCUUUCAAUCACAAACGAAACCAAUAAAGUAAUCCUUUCAAGUCAAAAUUUACUUUACACAACCAAAAGCCAUGGCGAGAAAUUAAUUAUCAAAUUGUGUGAAAGAAAAAUUAUCGAUUUAAUGUCAUCUGCUGAUAAUAUUGAUUGGUUUCCAAUGGCAAGUGAUGAUCGCCCAAGAGAUUAUAUAAUAGAUGUAUGCACUUUCCUUGAAGUUACCCUUCCUUUUAUUUCACCUUUAUCUCAAAAUUUAAAAGAAGAGUUUAUUACUAAAGCUUUCAAGAUUGUUUCUGAAUCUUUAUAUUCAUUGAUAACCAGCGAACAAUUGAAAAAAUUAAAUUUAAAUGGUGUAAAAUGUUUUGAUGCAGAUUUGAAAUAUAUGGAAAGCUAUGUAAAACAAAAAGCCAACGAAAAAGAAAGAACAACAACCACAAGCAGAAAUAUGGUUGGUUAUUUCGUGGAGUUGCGUCAAUUAGUUAACUUAUUGCUCUCUGAUAACCCAGAAGAAUAUUGUGAACCUAGAAUUAAAUCAAGACAAUAUAACCUUCUUACAAAUACCCAACAAAUUUUAAUGAUUCUAAAUAAAUAUAAAGAAGAGUCCAAAGGAUUUACAACAUCAAAAGAAAUUAAAGACAGAAACAAGAAAAUUUCAGAUGCAAUAAGAAAAAUAAAAGAUAUAUAA
Molecule: messenger RNA, 2901 nt
Organism: Dictyostelium purpureum
Lineage: Eukaryota; Evosea; Eumycetozoa; Dictyosteliales; Dictyosteliaceae
Exons: 4
Coding region: 1-2901 (966 amino acids)
Biological process (GO): intracellular protein transport; exocytosis; Golgi to plasma membrane transport
Cellular component (GO): membrane; exocyst
Source: RefSeq, a predicted model, not a curated record